Molecule: messenger RNA, 3903 nt
Organism: Amyelois transitella
Lineage: Eukaryota; Metazoa; Arthropoda; Insecta; Lepidoptera; Pyralidae
Product: semaphorin-1A
Exons: 11
Coding region: 355-2580 (741 amino acids)
Biological process (GO): negative regulation of axon extension involved in axon guidance; neural crest cell migration; positive regulation of cell migration
Molecular function (GO): semaphorin receptor binding; chemorepellent activity
Source: RefSeq, a predicted model, not a curated record
CCUGCCGAGUGCGCUGUGGAACCACGCACUACUGCUGCACGACAGCCAAAGCUAUAGUAAACACACCACACAAGUUCUGUUGCAGUUACUACUUCAUAACCGGUUUUAUUUCUUGUGAUCAAAGUGACAGGCUCUUAUAUUGUGGCCGCUCCAACACCAAAGUCUAAUUCAGCGUUUGUGAACUUAGAAACAAAUUUUGAAUAUAGUGAAGUGUCGUGCUUAGAUAAUAAGAUUUCAUGAUGCGAUGACCCUUGGAUUAGAAACAGAGAGUGAUUGGAUUACUUAACCGAUGCAUGACUUAUAAGUGUGCAGCGAAAGAUGGCGUGCGUAGAAAGAGAACGGUAUUAAGCAAAGAUGGGCCUCGCCCAGACGUUUCUGGUGCUCCUUGUGUCCACGGCUCACGCCUGGAUGCCAGAUGCAAAUGCCCGCAUCGAACUUAAAUAUGGCGAUGAAACUUCAGAGCAGUUUGUGGGCAACACCACGGCGCCGGACCACUUCCGCAUCUUAGACAAAGAUGAUUUUUCCAUCAUAGUGGGUGGAAGGAACACUGUUUACAACCUCAGCCUCUAUGAUCUCUCGGAAAAUGUGGAGCAGCGUUUGGAGUGGCAAUCAACGGAUGCGCAUAGAGAACUAUGUCAGUUGAAAGGAAAAUCGGCAGAUGAGUGUCAAAAUUAUCCACGUGUAGCUGCCCGAACCCACGACCGUCUUUUAGUAUGCGGCACCAAUGCUUUCAAGCCAUUGUGCCGUUGGUAUCCUCGGCAUGCACAAAGCCAUCAUCAAGAAGAAUUCGAUGGAUCGGGUCGCUGCCCUUAUGAUCCUCAACACAACUCGACCGCUAUAUUUGCUGAUGGUAAAUUGUACACAGCAACGGCGGCAGAUUUUUCAGGGACAGAUCCGUUAAUUUACAGAGAACCUGUAAGAACCGAAAGAUCAGACCUUCGACUACUGAACGACCCCUCGUUUGUGGGCGCCGUCGCUUCAACUAGCCAUGUAUAUUUCUUCUACAGAGAAACUGCAGUUGAAUACAUGAAUUGCGGGAAGGCCGUGUAUUCAAGAGUGGCAAGAGUAUGUCUUAACGAUAUUGGUGGUCCACACACAUUUAGCGAUCGAUGGACUUCGUUUCUAAAAACUCGUUUAAACUGCUCCAUGCCUGGCGACUACCCAUUCUACUUUGACGAAAUCCAAGCAACAACGGAGCUCAUCAAUGGUAUUUACGGCAGCGGCGGCAGCAGAAACGACAUAGUAUACGCCGUAUUUACCACUCCUCAAAACGCAAUUGGAGGUUCAGCAGUCUGUGCGUUUGCUAUGAGAGAUAUUUUGGAUGCAUUCGAGGGUCCAUUCAAAGGACAGGAGAGUAUGAACUCAAAUUGGCUACCUUUAGAAAAAGACAAAGUGCCGGAGCCAAGACCAGGGUCUUGUGAAGAAGACAGUCGGACGCUAUCUGAUUCAGCCGUCAACUUCAUAAAAACUCAUUCGUUGAUGGACAAAGCUGUUCCAUCGUUUUUGGCACGACCAAUUCUAAUUAGAGUCAGCCUCCAAUACAGAUUCUCCGCAAUUGCUGUACAUCCUCAGGUGCAAGCGAUGAACGGAAAUAAAUAUGAUGUGAUGUACGUCGGUACCGACGACGGUAGAGUCAUAAAGGCUGUGAACGUAGCUGCUAAUGAAGGCGAAUUCUAUGCUAGUUCUGAUGAAGAUAGUAAAAGUCCUGUAAGAACGGCUGUGAUUUCUGAGGUGCAAGUUUUACCACAAGGGGUGCCGAUCAAACAAAUGCACGUUGCCCUCACUACUGAGAAGUUAAUAGUGGCAUCAGGAGACAUAAUAAGAGCAGUGACGUUAUCGUACUGCAGCAAUGUUCACUCAUGCAGGGAAUGUGUUGCAUUACAAGAUCCACACUGCGCGUGGGAUUCAAAACAACAACAAUGUUCUUGGGUCGGGAACAGGCAAUUUCCGAAUCCUGAGCGAUUUCUACAAAAUGUAGAAUAUGGAAAGACUGAUAUAUGUAAUAAGUUGCCAGCCCUCUCGACGGGGCAUAGUAAUAAAAAUCCAGGAACAAAGAAGCCCAAACUGUCCCAAUCAGACGAUAUCCAAAAUGAAAUACUGAUAGAAGUUGUUGAAACCAACGUUUUAUCAGAGGACAAACCUACCAAUAAUAAUAAACACGGAACAGAUUCUCUGACUGUGGAAGCCGCCGACGGUAAUAUCUACACAUCACAAGCCCUGUUGACGGCAGUGGUAGCUUCCUGUUUGGUGACGCUGAUGGUGGGAUUCGUCAUUGGAUACCUCUUCUCCCGCCGAUUUCGACAUCCUUUUUUUGCCGAUACGUCGCCCUUCAAUGAACAACACAACCACCUUAAUAGACUAAGCCCCUUGGAAACUCCUCUCAACGCUAAUUCGGGGUACAUGCCACCGCGAUCAAAAAAUGUGAAUAUGGUGGCCAACGUAUGUCCACUCGCUAAGCAAGACAAUCUGCAUAUGGAGCUGGGAAAAGACCGCCCGUUGGACCUCAGGAACUCAACAGAAUCGCUAGACAAGGACCUCAAGUGCGGUACCUUACAGAAAGUGAAAAAGACUUACAUUUGAAAAAUACCAAACAAAACUGUAUAUGGUUCUAUCACAAAGUGAUUUAUGAUGAGUGACGAUACAUUUACGUCGUGUGUGCCAAGUCUUCCGAUUUAUUCGGUAGGUCAGCGUGUUCAGUGCUAGCAUAUGUUUGAUGGCUGUAAAUAUUGUUUUAAUGUUAAAUGUACAGUUUCCACGGUUUAAACUAUGUACGACGUUAAAUAGCUACUUGCAUUUAAGACCAAUAAAGUUGUUUAUUUAGAUUGAUUUUAGUCUUGGUAGAAUGCCAAGUUGAAUAAGUAAUAUGACUUAUUCACAUUUUACAUUCCAUAAAAUACUUCUAAUAAAAAUAGUGAUCAUGAUGUGAAAUUAGCAAUUGUAAAUAUCUUAGGCUAAUUGAUUGUAUAUAUUUACAAUAAGCGAUUACUUUUUUAUAUCAAUGGGCUGGCAUUUCAACAUAAUCAAAGAAAAUAUAUGUACAAGUAAUAAUUCUAUUUAAAGGAGAUCAUUUUUAAUCAGAAUUAUUACUGUAUAUUAACUCAAUACUUUUACUCUGCAAGUUUAUAUUGAAAAAAAGCAUGUAAAUUUUGUUGAUUAUGAAGAAAUAAAAUCAUAGCAUUAAUUGCUGUGCUAAGUGCAUAGUGCCUUGUAGGUUGCCAAUUUAGUGCCUAAUGUAAUUUAAUAUACAUUAUGAUGAAAAAUAUAAGGAUAUAUUUAACCUCUUGUUAUAUUACAGUUAACAUGAAAUGAAACAAAAUUCAAGUUAUGUACAUAUAGAUUAUCCAUGAAAAAGUUUAAUGUAGGCAAAAAAAUUCAUAGUAAAUCUCAUAGUAGCAAAUAAGUCUUAUUUAUUUGGUUUUAUUUUGAUAUGCUUUUUGUCUUGUAAAAAGUAUUCCUUAACUUUAUUAUUCCAAAAAAACUAUCUACCAUAAUUAUGAAUUAAACCAGGCUGAUGUAACCACCAUAUCUAAAAAUAAGAUGUAUUCCCACCGUAAAAUUAUCAAAGUCUCUUAGUUACAUAAGCAGAGAACCUUCCUGUAAAUACUACAUGUAAGUGGUAAUUAAUAAAUAGAAAUCCUUCUGUCUUGUAUUACAAACAUAAUCAUGGAUGGUAAAAAUUAAUUUUAUUUUACAUGUUUCUUAUAAAACAUUAUAUUUUUUUUUACAAUUGUGUUAUUUUAAGUGAUCUACAGAGUAAAUUGAAAUGAUACUGUACAAUUUGCUAGUUAUCACACUUCAAAAUGAUUUAUUAAUAUUUUUAUAUAAAAAUAAAUCAAUUAAAUGCCUAGCAAGGUUAUCAAUUUCCCAUAAUAUUGGAGAAAUAUAAGUAUUAUUAAAUAAAAA